This is a messenger RNA of Ipomoea nil (Japanese morning glory), 411 nucleotides long. RefSeq lists its product as uncharacterized. The transcript has a single exon. Lineage: Eukaryota; Viridiplantae; Streptophyta; Magnoliopsida; Solanales; Convolvulaceae. Bases 1 to 411 code for a protein of 136 amino acids. The record is from RefSeq and is a predicted model, not a curated record.
AUGAGCAUGAUGGGAGAGCUAAACUACUUCCUUGGACUGCAAGUAAAACAACUGAAGGAAGGAAUUCUCAUAAAUCAGGCCAAAUACACCAAAGAUUUUAUUAAAAGAUUCGGCCAAGAAGGAAAGAGCUCAGUGAAAAUUCAAAUGAGCACAUCUGUCAAAUUAGAAAAAGACGAUGAAGGAAAAGAUGUUGACGAGACGCAAUAUCGAGGAAUGAUUGGAUCUUUAUUAUAUCUCACUGCGAGUAGACCCGAUAUAUCCUACUCAGUGGGUGUAUGUGCAAGAUUCCAAUCUAAGCCAAAAGAAAGUCAUCUACUUGCCGUCAAGAAGAUUAUCCGAUAUCUUAAAGGAACUAUUAAUGUUGGAUUAUGGUAUCCUAAAGAAGGAAAUUUUGAACUAACCGGUUUUUAA